AGUUAUUUCUAAAAUUAUUCUUUUCCACACCCUUAUAUUUUAAAACCCUACUUUCUAUCUUUUAAACCCUAAUUUAUUCUUUGUGGCAAACGGCGCCGGUACUGCGAUAUGGAAGCCUUGGACUUCUUCCCGGACUCGCCCACCGGUGAUUUCUGCGACUCAGUACUCCGCCACUUCUCGAAAUCCGACCAAGAAGACAGCCAACGCCUCUGCGCCACCGUUGGCGCAAUGACUCAAGAACUGAAGGAACAAAAUCUGCCUCUCUCACCGAUCGCCUACUUCGGCGCCACGUGUUCUUCUCUCGACCGCCUAGGCUCCGAACCGGACUCCCCUCCUCAUGUCGUCCAGUCUCUCGCCACCGUCCUCUCUCUUCUUCUCCCCCGUAUCCCCGUCGCCAUUUUGAAAAAGAAAGGAGAUUUCGUUUCGAGAAUGGUCGUGACGGUAUUGAGAUUGAAUUCCGUUACGGAGGUCACGCUGACGUCAGGUUUGAAAUGUUUAGCUCAGUUAUUGAUUGCUGGAGAUAAAGUUAAUUGGUCUGAUUUAUCGCAAAAUUACGGGGUUCUAAUCGGAUACUUAACCGAUUCCCGCUCUAAGGUGAGAAGGCAAUCGCAUUUGUGUAUCCGUGAUGUUUUACAAAGCUUGAGAGGGACACCGGUGCUGGCACCUGCGAGUGAAGCUAUAUCAAACUUAUUCGAGAGGUUUCUUCUGCUCGCCGGCGGUUCAAAUGCGAAUUCGAGUGAAGGGGUUAAAGGAGCUCAGGAAGUUCUCUAUGUUUUGGAUGCUCUUAAGGACUCUCUUCCACUUAUGUCGAUGAAAUACAUGACUACAAUUCUUAAAUAUUAUAAAACUUUAUUGGAACUUCGGCAACCUCUUGUUACUAGGCGUGUAACUGAUAGUUUGAAUGUGGUUUGUACUUAUCCGAACAUAGAGGUUUCGGCUGAGGCAUUGCUGGAUUUGUUAUCGUUUUUGGCUGUAUCCGUCUCUGCAAGUGAAGCUUCUCCAGUUAGCCUGACGUUUAAUGCUCGUUUGUUGAGUUCUGGAAUGAUGAAAGUGCAGUCUCUUAACAGGCAACUUUGUGUGAUUAAACUCCCCAUUGUGUUCAGUGCACUCAAAGAUAUUCUGGGGUCGGAACAUGAAGAGGCUAUUUUUUCUGCUACGGAGGCUUUCAAGACGCUGAUAGAUGGCUGCAUUGAUGAGGGUUUGAUCAAACAGGGAGUGGAUCAGAUUAUUCAUGCACAAUCUGAUGAUAGAAAGUCAGGGCCAACUAUAAUUGAGAAAGUUUGUGCAAUCAUUGAGAGCUUACUUGAUUAUCAUUAUAGUGUGGCGUGGGAUAUGGCAUUUCAAGUUGUUUCAACCAUGUUCGAUAAACUAGGGUAUUACUCUUCAUAUUUUAUGAAGGGAACUAUUAAGAACUUGGCUGACAUGCAAAGCUUGCCAGAUGAAGAUUUUCCUUACAGAAAACAGUUACAUGAAUGUGUUGGAUCUGCUCUAGGUGCAAUGGGGCCUGAGACAUUUUUAGGAAUUUUGCCGCUGAAUUUUCAGGCUAAUGACCUUUCAGAAGUAAAUGUGUGGCUGUUCCCAAUUCUGAAGCAGCAUAUUGUAGGUGCACGUUUGGGCUUCUUUUGUGAGACACUUUUGGGUCUGGUUGAAGAAAUGAAGCAGAGAUCUCGGAGGCUUGGACUAGAAGGAAAGGUUUUCUCAUCAAGAAGUGCAGAUGCUCUUGUAUACUCAGUGUGGUCCUUGUUGCCGUCUUUUUGUAAUUAUCCUUUGGAUACUGCCAAAAGCUUCAAGGAUCUUCUAAAGCCAAUAUGCAGUGCCCUUGAUGAAGAACAUGAUAUUCGUGGAAUAAUAUGCUCUAGUUUGCAGAUUCUGAUUCAACAAAAUAAGAGAAUUAAGGAAGGAAAAGAUGAUGCAGACAGUGCUGAAAUAUGUCCUGCCAAACAGCGAGCAAUAUCUCAUUAUACCCCAGAGAUCGCUGGGGAAAAUUUGAAUGUGCUAACUGCAUCUGCUCCACAGUUAUUGAAACUUUUGUCAGGAAUCUUCAUGAAAUCUACCGUAGAUGAGGGUGGUUCUUUGCAGUCCACGAUUGGGGAGUUUGCUUCCAUAGCACAUAAGAACGUUGUCAGAACCUUAUUUAAAAACACGAUGGAAAGGCUUUUAGAAGUCACGCAACAGGCUGGGGUAGCUGAGGCAUCAAAUAUGCAGGUCGAUAAUUCAUCAUCUAAAAGCUCAUUAUUUCUCAAAAGGGCACGGUUAAUUGACCUGGCAGUGUCACUUUUGCCUGGUUUAGAUGAGCCAGCAUUAAAUCUCUUAUUCAUUGCAAUAAAACCUGCAUUGCAGGAUGUGGAUGGCUUGAUUCAGAAGAAAGCUUACAAAGUUCUUUCAAUAAUUCUCAGGAACCAAAAAGGAUUUCUAUCUGCCAAACUGGAGGAAUUGCUUAAACUUAUGAUUGAAGUAUUGCCAUCAUUGCACUUUUCUGCCAAACGUCACAGACUCGACUGUUUGUAUGAGCUGAUAACCCAUGCCUCAAAGGUGGAUCCGAACCUGAGGAGACAUGAGAUUCUUAGUUCUUUCCUGACUGAGAUAAUCCUUGCUUUGAAAGAGGCUAAUAAGAAAACUAGAAAUAGAGCUUAUGAGGUCCUUGUCCAAAUUGGCCAUGAAUAUGGAGAUCAAGAUGACGGUGGGCAGAGAGAACAUCUGUUUAAUAUGGUUGCUAGAGGUUUGGCUGGAGAAACUCCUCAUAUGAUUAGUGCUGCUGUGAAAGGCUUGGCUCGGUUGGCUUAUGAGUUCUCUGAUCUUGUUUCUUCUGCUUACAAGUUGCUUCCUUCCACAUAUCUUCUCCUUCAAAGAAAGAACAGAGAAAUUAUUAAAGCUAAUUUAGGUUUGUUGAAAGUGUUGGUGGCCAAAUCACAAGCUGAAGGCUUGCAAGCACACCUGGCCAGCUUGGUGGAAGGCUUGUUGAAGUGGCAAGAUGAUACCAAAAAUCAUUUUAAAGCUAAGGUUAAGCUUCUUCUGGAAAUGCUAGUUAGGAAAUGUGGUAUCGAUGCUGUGAAGGCUGUGAUGCCUGAAGAGCACAUGAAGCUCCUUACUAACAUACGAAAGAUCAAAGAGAGGAAAGAGAAGAAACAGGCUGUUAGCUCUGUGGAAAGUAAAUCUCAUCUGUCAAAGGCAACAACUUCCAGGCUUAGCAGAUGGAAUCAUACGAAAAUAUUCUCUGAUUUUGGUGAUGACGAUACAGAUGAUAGUGAUGUGGAGAUGGCUUCUGGCCAAAAGAGCAAAGCUUCCUCGAAGUUGAAAUCAAAAGCAUCUACACUUCGGUCCAAGAAAACCCGGAGAGCAGAGAAGAGCUUGCCUGAGGACUUGCUUGACCAGUUAGAAGACGAGCCACUAGACUUGCUUGAUCGGCAUAAAACAAGAUCUGCACUUCGAUCGUCUUCAAAUCUCAAGCGGAAGCAAGAUUCCGACGAUGAACCAGAGUUUGACCCUGAGGGACGCUUGAUAAUUAACGAGGGAAGGAAGCCAAAGAAGGUUGCAGCAUCAGACGCGGAUUCAGAUAGAAGAAGUGAAGCGCCAAGUCAUUUCUCGGUUGGCUCUUCAAGAAACAACCAGAAGAGAAGGAAAACAUCAGAGUCUGGAUGGGCAUACACGGGAAGUGAGUAUGCUAGCAAGAAGGCUGGUGGGGAUGUAAAGAGGAAGGAUAAACUUGAACCAUACGCAUAUUGGCCCCUUGAUCGUAAGAUGAUGAGCCGUAGGCCGGAACAUCGGGCAGCUGCUAGGAAAGGCAUGGCAAGUGUGGUGAAAAUGACAAAAAAGCUUGAAGGUAAGAGUACCUCAACUGCACUCUCUUCUAAAUUCAUAAAGUCAAGGAAGAUCCAAAAGAAAGGUGGCAAGCGAAAAAGGUGAAAAAUGAAAAUGGUGUAGGUUCACUUUUUUUGCCUGUUGCAUUAAAACCUACUUACAGGCGAGAAUUUUGAGGGUUUUUUUUUUUAAUUUAAUUUAAUCUUAUGUUAUUGUGUUUGUGUAUAUGAUUGAAAAUGUGGGUCAUUGGUGUUUGUUUUAUAACUUCAUUAUAUUGAAUUCUAAAGCAACUUAAAUCCUUUCAAUA
Molecule: messenger RNA, 4105 nt
Organism: Gossypium raimondii (Peruvian cotton)
Lineage: Eukaryota; Viridiplantae; Streptophyta; Magnoliopsida; Malvales; Malvaceae
Exons: 17
Coding region: 109-3903 (1264 amino acids)
Source: RefSeq, a predicted model, not a curated record